CUGCCGAGCGUGGGCGCCGGUGGAUCUGGGAAGAACUGGGCCGCGAGACUCCCGCGCACGCGACACGCUCCCCAGCGCUUGCUUCCUUCCGCGCGCUCCCCCUCGUUGGCCAUCGCGCCCCCCGGAGAAGACCCCGCCGCCGCCGCCGCCGCCGCCGCCGCUCUACAGCCAUCCGGAAAGAAAUUAGAAACGCCGCGAGGCCACCGUCACCGCCAUGCCAAAGAAUAAAGGUAAAGGAGGUAAAAACAGGCGCAGAGGUAAGAACGAGAAUGAAUCUGAAAAAAGAGAGCUGGUAUUCAAAGAGGACGGACAAGAGUAUGCUCAAGUAAUCAAAAUGUUGGGAAAUGGACGAUUAGAAGCAAUGUGUUUUGAUGGUGUAAAGAGGUUGUGUCACAUCAGAGGGAAAUUGAGAAAAAAGGUUUGGAUAAAUACCUCAGACAUUAUAUUGGUUGGUCUUCGAGACUAUCAGGAUAACAAAGCUGACGUAAUUUUAAAAUACAACGCAGAUGAAGCUAGAAGUCUGAAGGCGUAUGGCGAGCUUCCAGAGCAUGCGAAAAUCAAUGAAACUGAUACAUUUGGCCCUGGAGAUGAUGAUGAAAUCCAGUUUGAUGACAUUGGAGAUGAUGAUGAAGACAUUGAUGAUAUCUAAGUGGAACUCAGCAUUUUACAUUCCAAUUUUUCCGAAGAUUGUCCUGCAGUUUGGAUUUUGGCCAUGACCCUUAAAGAAGAUUGAAAUUUCAUUAGCAUGAUUGCAGUUUGUUCAGGCAGACUGAUUUAUUUCUUUGAAAACUGAUAAUGUUGAAUGAUCUUAAGUGAGAUGUUAAGGCUACCUUGUUCUUUUGAUGUAAUGGAGCUUAUGGGUAGAAGACCACAUCUAUUUAAAAAAAAAAAAAAAAAAUUACUGCCUAUCCUGCUUUGACCACUUCCAGUAAGUAAAUAGAUGUUUUGAAUAAGCCAUUUGUCUUGUACUCAUUAUGGAUUCUGAAUAAGCCCUAGUUUUGACUAGUCUGUACAGUGUGUUCCUGUAUACUCUAGUUACGUAGGUGUUUCCUAAAAUGUAAGGAAGACAGAAAUCUGCAUUUGAAGUAAAAAAUGAUGUCUGGUUUUCAUAUUUAAGUAGUAUAUGGCUAUUUUUAUACUAAUUUUGGUAUCAUACACAUUCUUUUCAUGAUCUUAUUUUGCCAUAAAUAUAUCUAUAAAAAGCAUUUCUAAAAUGUAGUUUUUAAGAAACUGGGUUUUAAUAACAAUUUUGAAUUUGUAAGGUUGGUAGUUACAGAAAUUGAACACUAGGUGGCACACAGUUAUCAUUGGAAAUAUUGAUAUAAUUGUUGACUUUUUUUUUUAACUUACUAUGGAUAGGAAAUUUCCCAACCAAAAAAUUGAUUAUGUGCAUGUAUGUAAAAUAUUUUUACAGAACAAAAAAAUUAUGUUAAAAGUGUUAUUUUUCAGAAGUCAUAUACAUGUAAGCUACAAUUUUGAGUGCUUUAUAAACAGUUAAAGUAUAUAUAAAUGAGAUUUUAAUUUUGUGACAACGUGUACAAAUUAAGCCUUUUUCAACCUAUCCCUAAGCUAGGGAAAGAGAAGGAAAUAAUAAAAAGAUGGUCUCCAGUUUCUGAAUGGAAGAGAAAUACAAUAAAAUAUUAUGCUGCAGACUACAUUAUGCCCUUACUUUGUGUUAAGGAUACAUUUUACUUGGAUAGAUUUUUGUUUUUCCCUCGUAUUGGGAAUUUUGGUUUACGCUUCCUUAUUCAGUUUUUAGAUAUCAACUCAAAAAAUGAAGUUAAGGUUGGGCUAAUUAGACUUCAGCCACACUGAAAUCAUGUGCAAUUUGAAAAAAAGACCUACAUUGUAUAGAUUGUGGAAUUUUUCUUGAUUUCCAAAGAACUUUAUAGUAAUGAAAUAUAAUGCACAAGGCAGUAAACACACACAUGGCUUCAAAAUACCUUCACAUGCCUUCAAAAAAAUAAGCAAAUCUUCUCGAAUCAUACUCUUGCUCUGAUUUCUUAAAUGUGCAGACUCUAGAUUCAAAAUCUGAGGUACUGUAAAGCAUUAAGUUAAAGAAUGGCAAUUUGAAUAGAAUGUAUAGUUUGUAACACCUGUUUGCUUUUCUUUGGAAUGUCUGAACACUUAACUAGGUGGAAUGGAUCUGAGGCCAACGGCUGGUUUUUAAUAUUCAUGGAAAACCAGCCUUGAAAUAUUUAUUUAGCAAUUGUCUUCACCUGUAACCUAAAGCCAAGAUAUUUAGGCUCCUGUACAUAAAAGUAUUUUGCAAAUUUUAUGGUAUCUGUAGAUCCUUCCAAGUUAUUUUAUCAAGAGUAUUUGAUCUCUGCAUAUGUGAUACAGUUCCUAUUCAGGAUAGUAUAAGUCGGACAUUAGCUUCUCUACUUCAGUCCUGUAAUAAAUAUGGUUUAUCUGGAGAGUUUUUAAAAUUAUGACUAUGACCCCAGUUCAUGUAUUUGCUGGUGAUAUAUUUUUUCUUGUCUAGGUAGUAACCACCCAGUCUAGUGCUGUUGCAUCCUGGAAAAAUCUCAGAUCAUGAUUAAAAUAGUUGAGGUAAAGUUGUAGCUCAUGCAGCGCUACUUGGGGGAAUUAUUUUACUAACAUAUAUUUGAUGUGGAAAUUUUAUAGUUCUAUUGAUUGGAUUGUACUUCAAGUAAGGAAUGGAAGUGGUCCUCAAGAAUUUCUUUUUAAUAUUUUUAGCUAUAUUCUUUGGCUCCUAUAAUAUACUAUAAUGCUAAGAAAGAGAAUAAAAUAUUUGAGAAAUCUUAAGAAUGAUGGUUUUACUCUUAAGAGGGUAUAACAGUUACUACUCAUGAAUUUGAGAAGGUUGGAUUUUUUGUGCAUUUAUCCCACUUCCAGUUACAAUAUAAAUAUGUUGUUUUACUAAAGUGACUAAAUAACCAAACCAAGCAUUUGUGUGUAAAAAGACUUGCCAAGAUUUGAUUGUUUGAUUUGUUUGUUGAAUCUUUCUUGCACAUCCAUCUUCUGAAGAGGCUUCUUAUCGUUAAAAAGUAUCCUCAAGAGUCUGUAAACUCUGCAUGGUGGAAUUGCUUCUCUUUUAGUGAGGAAUGGCCGUUGGUUUACUCACCACAUCUCUGGAAUCAUGACUAAAUGGUUGCUUAUAAAACUCUUUGUGACUUGUACUUUAGCUUAAUCUCAUCUGUCUUACAUAAACAUUAAGUUAUGAUGUUGACAUCUUUAAUAUAAGUAUAAGCUGCUGUCAGUAUUGACUUCAGAAUAAUUCUGAGUAGUCAAAUAGAUAAAAGCAUGUUUUGAAUAAAAUACCUAGCUAGAUUUCUACUGUGUACAGAUUUAACAUCCAGUAUUGACUGGCUGGACAGUUACAAGUAUCAGAAAUGAAAGUGAGGUUCUUUGUGUUACCUGACUGUCAUAAUUAUUAAAAGGAUUUGUGUUGGUAUGAUGUUUAUUGUUAUCCUGCUUAGUAAGGGUAAGUUUCACUUAGACUUUUGGGAUGCACAUGAACUUUUGCUCACUACUUUGUUUUUGGUUUACUUUCAACCACCAUCCUUUUAUCCUUGCUUUUUUUUCUUCCUAGUCAAAAAAGAACAAAAUCUGAAUCAAGUCUUACUACAAGUGUGAAAAGAUACUAGGCUCUCAGGUAUCAGAUGAGUACCACAAUUUGGAGAGUGUAUUGGACUUGUCUUCCCAGCUGCCAGGUAUUUCUGAGGCAGUGUGCUGGAAAGAAGAACGUGGGUCCUGGGCUCAGAUAGCCUGUACCCCAAGCCCUGUAAGAUGGAGAUAAGAACACUACUGCCUCUCAGAAUUAUUGGGGAAGAUUCAUGAUUUAUAGAUUUUUUUGGAUGUGUAACACCUACAGCAGUGUCUGCCUCUUCACUUGAUAUCCACGAUUGUGUGUGAUAGAAGAUGCAUGUCUUCUGUAUUCUCUCUUUGCCAUUUGUUUACUUGCAAUCUUUGAUUCCUGUGAAAGAAGGAACAUGUGGAAUAUAGUACAUUCAUGUCAACAUGAUCUUUAAUUGCUACCAGCCUCAUUUAAUUAAACAUGAGACUAACAGAUGGAAGUUCCUGAGUUGCUUGAAGAUAUUUUACAGAAUUUCAGCUGCUCUAUAGUACAUUAAAGUUUAUAGUUAUUAAUAUUAAUAGCUCUGGUAACAUUUUCAUUUCAAGUCUUUAAUGAAUCCCUUUAUGUCCUUUUACUAUAUAGAUUAAUGACAGCUCAUUAGUGCUGACUGAUUUGCAAGUUUCCUUUCCCAUCAUUUGGAAAUGAUGUAAAGAAAUCACAUGGAAACUAGUGCAAGUAGAAAAUAAAAUAUGAAAUGACUUUCAA
Lepus europaeus (European hare) is the source of this 4306-nucleotide messenger RNA. RefSeq names its product eukaryotic translation initiation factor 1A X-linked (gene EIF1AX). Lineage: Eukaryota; Metazoa; Chordata; Mammalia; Lagomorpha; Leporidae. Gene Ontology annotation, cellular component: cytoplasm. The coding region runs from base 215 to 649 and encodes 144 amino acids. The record is from RefSeq and is a predicted model, not a curated record. Gene Ontology annotation, molecular function: translation initiation factor activity; RNA binding. The transcript has 7 exons. Gene Ontology annotation, biological process: translational initiation.